UCUCUCUCGUGCGGAGGAACGGGAGAGAUCUGCUCCAACGUCCUGAUCGAUCUCCCUCGAACAGCGCGCGAAUCUGCUCGUUCGAUUCGGCUCCCGCGAAUCGCGCCCCCGAGAGCUCGUUCGAUCUCGACCGAUCGUUUCUCGACGUUCUCCGACCCAUCGCGUCGUCCGUUCCGAGGCUUCGGAGCUUCUCGAGCCACUCACUAGCUCCGUGCCGCUUCCUUUCGGCCGCCGAUCUUCGGGGACGAUCCGCGGGAGGAGCCAUGAGAUCGUGCAGCGGAUGGCGGCGGCUGCUGUUCUGCCUCCCGCUCGUCUUCCUUUUGCCUCAUCUGCUCUCAGUGAUGGAAUUGCAUCGAGAGCCGACGGUGGGAGAUCAGCAUAAGAAGGCGAGGAAUAAGUUCGAUCAUUUGGUUCUCGGGCCCGUGGCAGGGGAAGGCUUGCCUAACCGAUUGCAAUGCCAAGGUGUCAAAGCUCUCAACAAGACACAUUUUUCUGCCUCGUCCAACAGAAGCUAUGUCGCAGAAAGCAUAGCUUUUGUCACUGUCUUUACAGUUUAUAACUCCUCUGACAUUUCAAAGACUAGUGGAUCAUCAGAUGUGACAACUGUUGGAAAUUCCUCAUAUAAUAAGGUGGAGAGAUCAAUAGCCAUCUUGAAUGUAUUCAUCAACUUUAUUCAGGUGGCUAUGCCCAAGAGUAAUGUUAUCAUUCUUACAGAUCCUGCAUCUGACCUCUCAAUAAACAGAGACAAGGUUUCUGUCUAUCCUAUUCAAGGUGAAUAUUCCCGAGACAAGUUGAUGCUUCAAAGAAUCAGGUCUUACAUUGCCUUCCUAGAAAGAAAGCUUGAGGACCAUUCACGGGAUCAUAUGCAUAAUUACAUAUUUGUUGAUUCAGACAUAGCAGUUGUUAAUGAUCUUGGCCAAGUAUUUCAUGAUUACCCAGAUUUUCACCUGGCCCUUACUUUUCGGAACAACAAACAACAACCUCUGAAUUCAGGAUUUAUAGCAGUGAGGGGUACCUAUGACGGAAUGAGUAGGGCAAAGGUCUUUCUACAGCAAGUACUUGAAGUCUACAUUUCCAAGUAUAGCGGUGCUUCAAGAAUGCUAGGUGACCAACUGGCUCUUGCUUGGGUUGUAUUAUCUGACGCAUCUUUUGACGCCAAAAGAUUUGCCAAAGCGCAACCUUUUUUAAAAGAUAUCAAGGGUGCCUCUGUGCUAUUUCUGCCAUGUGCUAUGUACAACUGGACACCACCCGAGGGUGCUGGUCAAUUCCAUGGCAUGCCCUUGGACGUUAAGGUGGUUCAUUUCAAAGGAUCAAGGAAACGCCUAAUGCUUGAGUCCUGGAAUUUUUUCAGCUCCUCUCCCAACAUAGCUGAUAUGCUAUGCCUCAUCUUGAGUAGUGGUAGGACAAAAUAUGACUUCUGAUAUACCUACUUCAUGUCAGCAAAUAUGGCAAAGAGUAAGAGCACACUUCAAAGGAACUGAGUUCAUUCAUCCUCCGUAUCAUUCAGGCCGCCACAUAUGAGAUCAUUUUUUUGACUAAGCAGAAUUAUUCGCAUGAUGAGCAGCCUCUAGCCGACCGAUGUUCAUAUUACUGAUGCUGCAGUUUAGGAGAUGAAGGGAUAUGCAUUUCAACUUUUCUUCUGGAAAUUUAGAUCCCAUCACGAUUUUGUUCGAUUGUUUCUUGUAUCGAUUCCUCCACCCACUGGAACGAUGCUACUGUUGGGUACACGGGCUGUUGUAUUCUUUUGCAUUGCUCAUGUGCUUGACAAGUAGGGUUUCUUCUUUCUUUUUGGCCUUUUCAACUGGUUUCACUUUAUGAAGGAAAGAACAGAGAAUCGACCCAAUUAUACUGUGGACAGGUGCCACUUUUUUUCACCUUUUGUUAUGUCGAUUGUCGAGCAAUAGAACUAUUUUGAAAACAUCCAACACAAAAA
Molecule: messenger RNA, 1933 nt
Organism: Eucalyptus grandis
Lineage: Eukaryota; Viridiplantae; Streptophyta; Magnoliopsida; Myrtales; Myrtaceae
Exons: 7
Coding region: 264-1421 (385 amino acids)
Source: RefSeq, a predicted model, not a curated record